Molecule: messenger RNA, 480 nt
Organism: Lodderomyces elongisporus
Lineage: Eukaryota; Fungi; Ascomycota; Pichiomycetes; Serinales; Debaryomycetaceae
Exons: 1
Coding region: 1-480 (159 amino acids)
Biological process (GO): Rho protein signal transduction
Cellular component (GO): cytosol; membrane; cytoplasm
Molecular function (GO): protein binding; Rho GDP-dissociation inhibitor activity
Source: RefSeq, a predicted model, not a curated record
AUGAAGGCUGCUAGAAAGACCAAAGAGGAGAUAAUAGCGGAUUUUGAAAAUGACCUCAUAAGAUUAGAAUCCAUGACCAUAAAGGUAGAUGGACACGAUGAAGUGUUGGCCUUUUCCAGAGAUAUGCAUCCCAUGCCACAAAGACUCCAUUUCAUACUUCCAGAAUAUUCGGUUUAUCAUUUGACCAUUAGAUACUAUGUCAAACAACGGCCAUUAAGGAAUCUAACGUAUCAUCAGACUGUGAAAAAAUCAGGCAUCGUUGUGGAUUCGCGAGAUUUGAACAUGGUACAGGAUGCAAGACAUGGAGAAUAUUUUGAACACACUUUUAUUCCAGGGGGAGUGCCCGGAGGAGCAUUUCUAAGAAGCGAAUAUCCAGCUAAAUCAACAAUCAAAGAAAACGGUGAAAAGAUAUGGAGCUACAAAUGGACUUUGGAAAUCACAAAGAAAGUUAACAAGCCAACCAUAGGAGGGUUCGACUAA